This is a messenger RNA of Nicotiana attenuata, 715 nucleotides long. Its product is annotated as protein TIFY 5A-like. Lineage: Eukaryota; Viridiplantae; Streptophyta; Magnoliopsida; Solanales; Solanaceae. The record is from RefSeq and is a predicted model, not a curated record. The transcript is spliced from 3 exons. Gene Ontology annotation, biological process: response to wounding; regulation of defense response; regulation of jasmonic acid mediated signaling pathway. Gene Ontology annotation, cellular component: nucleus. The coding region runs from base 187 to 585 and encodes 132 amino acids.
UUUCUUCUUCAUUAAUUCUCUACUGCAAUAUCACAACUUUUACUUGAUCCAACUUCAAUAUCUUGAUUCACUAAUAUUUCUUGAUUCCUUAUCUCCCUUUUCUUUAUAUAUAUAUAUAUAGGAAAAGCUCUAUUCAUUGGCAGCUAGCUUUUGAUCUGUAGAGUUUGUGGCUGAAGUCAAAAGAAGAUGAGAAGAAACUGUAACUUGGAGCUCAGGCUUAUGCCUCCUUCUUUUUCUUUUUCUCCUAAGAGUUGCACUACCCCCUACUUCUCUAUGAAUAGGGAGGAUAAAGAAAACACAGAAGAGAAAGAACCACAGCAGCUAACAAUAUUUUACAAUGGAAAGCUUGUGGUUUCUGAUGCUACUGAACUUCAGGCUAAAGCAAUAAUAUAUCUGGCAAGUAGAGAAAUGGAGAAGAAAAUAAAAAUCCGGUCACCAAUUUCAGAAUCAUCAUCACCAAUUUCAGAGCCUUCAUCACCACUUUUACAAUCUCCAGCUUCUGAUAUUUCUAUGAAGAGAUCUCUACAAAGGUUUCUGCAAAAGAGAAAAAAUAGAAUUCAAGCAACUUCUCCUUAUCAUCGCUAGUUUAGUUCCAUUUGUACAUAUAUUUUGUAAUUUGCUGGGAGAAAUUGGAAAAUUGGAUUAGUAAGCAUAACACUAAUGUAUCACUUAAUUUUACAGUUUUGGCAAUGCAAUUUUUUCAUAUAGGCAACAA